Molecule: messenger RNA, 2394 nt
Organism: Dromaius novaehollandiae (emu)
Lineage: Eukaryota; Metazoa; Chordata; Aves; Casuariiformes; Dromaiidae
Gene: FBXO25
Product: F-box protein 25
Exons: 12
Coding region: 195-1301 (368 amino acids)
Biological process (GO): protein ubiquitination
Cellular component (GO): nucleus; cytoplasm; SCF ubiquitin ligase complex
Molecular function (GO): protein binding
Source: RefSeq, a predicted model, not a curated record
GCCGCGACCAGCGACCAAUCAGCGGGGCCGGGGGCGUGGGGAGCGCAGCCCGAUGUUACUUCCGUCAAUAGCCCCACGGCCCAGGCCUAGCGCGCGUGGUGGUGCGGGGCCGUCAGCUUGCACAUGAAAUCUCUACUUAAGAUAAGGAGCAACAUGUAUAUAACAAAUGGGAAAAAGAGGAUAAGAGAGAAACCAUGCCGUUUUUGGGCCAAGACUGGAGAUCCCCUGGAUGGAGAUGGGUCAAAACAGCAGAUGGAUGGAAGCGAUCAGAACCCUUCAGUCCUGCACUUGAUGGGAAUAGUCAGCAUAGUGACAUCAGUCACACUGUCAUCUUAACUGAUGAUGAUGAUGAAGAAAUAUACAGUACCGAACACUGUGAAUUUGCGACUAAGAAAAGGAAAAAAGAUCACUGUAGGAGUAACACAGAUUCACAAUGCUUUUAUCGUGAAAAAUGGAUUUAUGUUCAUAAGGAAAGCACCAGAGAAAGACAUGGCUAUUGCACUUUGGGAGAAGCUUUUAAUCGCUUAGAUUUUUCAAGUGCAGUUCAGGACAUCAGAAGGUUCAAUUACGUGGUCAAACUUUUGCAGUUAAUUGCAAAAUCCCAGUUAACUUCACUAAGUGGUGCAGCACAGAAGAACUACUUUAACAUUUUGGACAAAAUUGUACGGAAGGUCCUGGAAGACCAAUAUAAUCCACGAUUAAUCAAAGAUCUUCUACAGGAUCUGAGCUCUACUCUCUGUAUACUGAUUAGGGGAGUAGGAAAAUCUGUCCUGGUAGGGAACAUCAAUAUUUGGAUUUGCCGAUUAGAAACUAUCCUUGUGUGGCAACAACAGCUGAAAAACCUUCAGAUGAACAAGCAAGUCAACAAUGGCCUUACGCUUAGCGAUCUACCUCUGCAUAUGCUGAAUAACAUCUUAUACAGGUUCUCUGAUGGCUGGGACAUUAUUACUUUAGGUCAAGUGACCCCAACUUUAUAUAUGCUCAGUGAAGACAGACAGUUGUGGAAGAAACUCUGCCAGUACCAUUUUGCAGAAAAACAGUUUUGUAGGCAUUUGAUUCUAUCAGAAAAAGGUCACAUUGACUGGAAGCUGAUGUACUUUGCACUUCAGAAAUAUUAUCCAAUAAAGGAACAGUAUGGGGACACUUUGCAUUUCUGUCGACACUGUAGUAUUCUGUUUUGGAAGGACUACCAUCUUGCUUUGUUACUCAAGGACACAGGACACCCCUGCACAGCCAGUGAUCCAAACACCUGUCUCAUGCCAGUGUCUCCUCAGCAUUUCAUUGAUCUCUUCAAAUUUUGAGAUGUUCAGUAGCUGUUUUCCUGUGUUUGUGGCUGUUUUUGUGAAGAGUCAGGCAAGAUACAUUAUGCUUUUUGUGCAAUAUAUUCUUAAAUGUUAUGUUCUGUGGUUUAAAAGAAGUUAUGUUGGAAUAUUAUUGGACAGACUUAUUCUGUGUGUUUUUUUUGUGCAGAAAAGAGCUGAGGAGAGGGAGACGUACUAAAGAAGCAAAACAAAAUAUUGCUAGGAAAUCUGCAGUGGAUGACUUUUGAGUCCAAGAAAGACAGUUUUAAUCUCAACUUGAAAUCCAUUCUUUCACUGCUUUAAUAGUGGGUUAAAACUCUGUGGAAGAGUUAAGCUAUUCUUACAGGGACCAAAGGAAUUUUCUGUUAAUCCUUUCUUCUUUCUUUAAGCCACUGUUUUCAGAGCACUUCUAUAUAAUUUGCACCAUUAUGAUGACUAGGCUGGUAUUGUCUUGGACUCAUAAUGUCUCAAUUACCAAGGUGGCACUAAUCAUUGUGAGCUAGUGAAUGAAAUAUAGCUGUGGUUAUCUGUUGUUGAACCUAUAAAUGAAGGAAGUCAAUCAAUAUUUGUACAUACAUUAUGCAAAAAUAUUUAUUUUUUCUUAAAAGGACUUUAUUAAACAACAUAUAACCUAUCUCAGCACAUCCUAUAUAACCCAAGGGACAGAUCUGGGGCUGCUGCAAAAUGAUGGAUUUUUCUGACAGUAGCCAAGCCUUCAUUUAUACUCUGUUUAGUGUUGAACUAAUGCAGUUGAAACUGUAGACAUCUCCUAAAAAGGAGACAUUACUGAAAUUUAAUGAAAAUGAGUUACUUUUUUCUAAGCUGGUACAGUGGCAUUACAUUAUACUACCAACUGAGGUUCUAACCUGACAAGUCUUUAUGAGCUAUGGGAAACCCUGAAAGUCGGUCUGAGCUGAAGUGCCCUGAGCUGGGUAAUCAGAUAAUAAAUUCUCCAGGAAGCUAUUUUCUAUCCUGUAAAAUGAAAGUAAUUGCUAGGCUUAGGCAGGUAUAGGAAAAAUUUGUGAAGUUUGGAUUUUGUCAAUGAAGCUUAAUAUUGUAAUGUACAGAAAAAAUAAAUGUACUAUAUUCUGCA